Messenger RNA from Arctia plantaginis, 825 nucleotides. The record is from the annotation of a GenBank genome assembly. NCBI's taxonomy places the organism in Eukaryota, Metazoa, Arthropoda, Insecta, Lepidoptera, Erebidae.
AUGGCAAGUGAAUUAGUGAAACGAUAUUUAAGUGUUGAAGAUAAGGUGUUUUUGGUAACUGGUGGAGCGGCUGGUGUAGGAGCCGGAGUAGUUAGGGCAUUGCUAGAAGAAAAUGCAAGGCAUGUCGCCUUCUUGGACGUAUUGGAUCGUGAAGGCUCUCUGCUUGAGUUUGAACUUCUUAACAAGUAUGGUCCACUCACAGCCAAGUUCAUCAAAUGCGAUGUAUCUGACGAAGAGCAACUAGCAAAUGCAUACAAAUAUGUGCUCAAAAAAUAUCGAAGACUAGAUGGAGUAAUAAAUAAUGCAGCCGUUUUGAGUGUUGACGAGAGCAUCUACUCGUACAAGAGAAUGGUCGAUGUUAAUUUUACUGCAGUAGUGCACAGUACAAUGAAAGCCUUUCAAGUGAUGGGACGCGACAACGGCACGUACAGUAAUGGAGGUCUUGUGAUCAAUAUAUCGCAUCUCAGUAAUCGCCUACCUGUAUAUGCAUCUACCAAAACGGCUGUACUUCAAUUUAGUAUGGCUAUGGGAGCACAGGAGCAACAUUCAAAGAGUGGCGUUCGUGUUAUGACCAUAUGCCUUGGACCGACGGACACUGCGAUCCUGGACAGGAGUAACUUGCAGAAUUUUGACAAAAAAUCUAGUGAACAGCUCACGUCAAGAGUCCAAAGCAGACAAAAGGUAGCAUCAGCUGUGACUGGCAUUUUACAUGUGAUGGAGCAUGGAAAAAGCGGGUCAACAUGGAUCGUGAAGAACGAUCAGCCGGCGUAUGAGUACCCAGAAAAAAUAAACGAAGCCUUUAAGAUUUUAUCAGAGACAUAUUGA